Anoplophora glabripennis (Asian longhorned beetle) is the source of this 1769-nucleotide messenger RNA. RefSeq lists its product as uncharacterized. Bases 261 to 731 code for a protein of 156 amino acids. NCBI's taxonomy places the organism in Eukaryota, Metazoa, Arthropoda, Insecta, Coleoptera, Cerambycidae. The transcript is spliced from 5 exons. The record is from RefSeq and is a predicted model, not a curated record.
UGAGCAGGCAAAGUGCGAUUAGCGGUGCUGUGUCCCUAAAAGUAAAGGUACCGGCGCUUUGACCGAGUUGAAGGGGAUAACAAAAAUAACUAUUCAGUGCUAGUAAACAAAGAUUGCACCUUCAAAAGUUCCAGAGCGUCGUCGAGUGGCUACUUGCCGCAGCUCGAGGGCCCGCCUGAGAUGACCCCUGAAGCGGCGAGGAAGGUGAAGAGUUGACAUGCCAAUAGGGCAGCAGCACGGCGCUCUAUAACAGGUGUGUUAUGUCUAUGAAAAAGCUCGCCAUACUGUCCGCCAUACACAACGAUGGGUCGUUGAACGGUACGGAUAUGCUCCCCACACCAGGGUCACCCCCCGCUCCGGUGCACGGGGUUAACGUUAUGCUAGGAGGGGCUAUGCUUAGCGGUAUAAUUCUCGUAGUUUUUAUCCUGUGCUACUGUUGUCACAAGACCAACAGGAAAUCCCAGUCUAAUCUGCCUACAUACUGGAGGGACCCAGGACUCUCCAUGGAAAUUUACACUGUGGAAGCUGCCCAAAAUUGGUUGGUGUCCGAUGACCUCUCUUGCGAAGUACACCGCACCCCAAGUCCUGGUCCCCCACCGGCCUACGACGUAGUGGUGCCCUUCAACAAGGACGCGGAAGGUGGCCUAAACAAGGAGGACGAAACGGGGCUGCCGAGCUACGAGACGGCGGUUCAGCAUCUUCAGGUUACGGGAGGCACGGAAUACGUCUGAAAAUAUCUCGGAGGGCUGUAAUUGUUGUUGUGUAAUGACGAGAACAUUCCGAUGGGGAUGGAUUUUGUACAUAAUGAUGUAAAUUUAUACGCAGGGUGCAUUUGAAAGGGGGUGAGGGGUGGAAAGUGCCCCAAUUUGUGUGAUAUAAUUAUUGCCAUUGGCUUCGGGAGUCGCGAGAGAUUUUCGUUUAAGGAAAAGCAAAUGAUCUUUCAAUUUCAGUUUAAUGAUGAGCAAUAAUAAUCCACAUACUCUAAAGGGAUCUACAAACCUUCCAGACAUAACACUAUUGGAUGUAUUUUUAAAUGUUCCCGAAACAUCUACCGUCAAUUCAGUAAAGGAGAGUUUUUCAACGAUAUCCUUAAACAAAAAUCUAACAAAAUGAAAUCUUGUAAAAACUGGUGUACAUUUUCUGUAAAAAAAACGACAAAAAUAGGGUAGUCAGUUGUGAUGUGGCUUUAAAGCAUAGAUUAAUUUAAAAUAGAAAUUGCACUGAGGAAAGAUUUUGUUAUAAAGUAACUCCACAAAAAUCAGAUCUAUAUUAUUUUCUAAAUGUUUUCGAGUUGCAUAAUGUCACCAUUUUGCGUAUGGUCCUUUAGUUGAAAUUUCACGAACUCUACGCUUUUAUCGUAGCAUAUGUAAACCAGCAAUUUCAGAUGAACGGAAAUCGUAAGAUGCCCAACUGCUGGUUUACAUAUGCUGCGGUUUUACCAACUUGGACAUAAUAGUAAUAUCGUUUUUAUUCGUCUUUGCAAUUUUUUGCAUCGUAUCUACACAAUUCCAAAACAAAUACAAUUGAAUAGAACUUGUGCCUGAAUAUUUCUCCGCUUUAUUUCAAUAUACAUACCAUAGUUACCAUUAUACAUACAAAUAUUGAAAUAACAAUUAUGAAUAAAUGUAUAAUACGAGUAUGACAUAUUACAAAUAGACGCAAUUACUUUAUUAUGCAUGUACGAACACCAAAAUGAACUAAUUGAAUAGACUUUCUGUGUUAUAGAAGUGAGAAAAAAAAACUUAUACUGACGUGUGUUUUAUAUAGAC